AUGCCUCGAGUUUACAAGCCCGGAAAAGUCGCACUCGUCCUCCAAGGCCGCCAUGCGGGGAAGAAGGUGGUUGUCAUCAAGCAGCUAGACGAAGGAACCAAGGAGCGGCCAUACCCCCACGCGAUUGUUGCUGGUAUCGAGCGCUACCCUCUGAAGGUGACGAAGCGCAUGGGCUCGAAGAAGGUGGCGAAGCGGAGCAAGGUCAAGCCUUUCAUCAAGGUCGUCAACUACUCGCAUUUAUUCCCUACGCGAUACGCACUGGAGUUGGAGGGCCUGAAGGGUGUCGUGGCUGCGGACACGUUCAAGGAGGUCUCACAGCGGGAAGACUCGAGGAAGCAGAUUAAGAAGUUGCUGGAGGACAGAUACACUAGCGGAAAGAACAAGUGGUUCUUCCAGCCACUUCGAUUCUAG
Molecule: messenger RNA, 411 nt
Organism: Sparassis crispa
Lineage: Eukaryota; Fungi; Basidiomycota; Agaricomycetes; Polyporales; Sparassidaceae
Product: 60S ribosomal protein L27-A
Exons: 5
Coding region: 1-411 (136 amino acids)
Biological process (GO): translation
Cellular component (GO): ribosome; cytosolic large ribosomal subunit
Molecular function (GO): structural constituent of ribosome
Source: RefSeq, a predicted model, not a curated record